Molecule: messenger RNA, 5937 nt
Organism: Nerophis lumbriciformis (worm pipefish)
Lineage: Eukaryota; Metazoa; Chordata; Actinopteri; Syngnathiformes; Syngnathidae
Source: RefSeq, a predicted model, not a curated record
AUGGGGAACUCAUAUGCGGGCCAGCUGCGGACCACGCGCUUUGAGGAGGUCCUUCACAAUUCUAUUGAAGCAUCUCUGAGGUCCAACAUUGUGGUGCCUCGGCCAGUUUUCUCCCAACUCUACCUUGAGGCAGAGCAGCCAUUGGCACAUAAUGGCCGCACGGAAAAUGACGAGGAGGAGGAUGAAGAUGGUUCUGAAUCAAACAGCCCUCCAAUACCCUAUCAGAUGAAACCCCCACCUGAAGGAUGCUGCACCACAGACGGUUUCUGUCAGGCAGGCAGGGAUCUGCGCCUGUCAUCGUUGGCGUCAGACACCUUGGAAGUGUCGCCUGGGUUCAUGUUGAUCGGACUCAAGUCACCCUCCCUCCCUGAUAGCCUGCUGGUGGGCGCCGUCGACCAUCGUUUCCUGCCUGAUGAACGGGGUCACAAUGCCCUGCUCGGUUUCUCAGGGAGUUGCAUGGGCUGUGGAGAAAAGGGAUUCCGCUACUUCACAGACUUUGCCAACCAUAUUAAUCUUAAACUCAGCACCCAGCCUAAGAAACAGAAGCACUUAAAGUUCCAUCUGUAUCGAAACAACCAAGGCGUGCUGGUUAAAGGAGCUCCCAUCUGUUGGAGAGGACACGAUGGUCGAAUAAGACAGAUGAGCUCCAGUCUGUCGGAGACUCGUGCGACAACAGAUGAACAACCAUCAAGAUUGGCUUUGAUGCAGUCCUCACGCGCACCUGGCAGCUACACAGUGGCAUCUCAUGCUAAUGGUCUUCCUCAAAUCUCCGAUACGUCACACUCACUGACAAAUGGCAUCCAUGCUACAUCUUCAGUGAUGCAGCCGGUGACAAAUCAUUCAGGACCGGGGAGACCGUCUGCUACAGGGUCGCAAACAAAUGCUGGUCCCCCCAAAAAGAGGCAUAAGGGUUGGUCCCCUGAAUCAUCUGCAAAUGGUUUGCCAGAGAGCACCGGUAAGACGCCACCAUCUUCAUCAGGCUUGCCUUCAUCAACAGUUACUACAAAUGGAACAAGAUUAGAUGCAUCUGCCACAGUGAGUUGCUCACAGAGGUCCUCAACCACAGUUUCAUCCUCUGGGAUGUCUGUAGCUGUGCCUGAUCAGCUGUUACACACUUGUGGACUACAACCUGUCAUCUUUAAAGGUCACGGCCCUCUCCCUCAGCUGACCGGCAAUUUUACUGAAGUUCUCGUCAGCUCUCUUCUGCAGAGUUGCUAUUUGAGCUCACAGACCCUCCCCAGAGUCUACCAACACUAUGGGCCCUCGCCCAUUCAGCCAUUGUCAACUGAGAUGCAGAUUCUUCUCACUGUCUACUACCUUGUUCAGCUAGGCCCGGACCAGGUGCCUUUGAUUGAGGAUUUGGAGCAGAUAUUCAUGAGAUCAUGGAGGGAGUCCCACCUCAGUGAAAUCAGACAGAAUCAACAGACACAAACACAAGCCUCCCAAGGGAGGCACUACGGAAUUGAGGCACCACCAAGCCUUCCCGGGCUCCCUCAGCAUCUUGGCUUGGCACCACAGCAGCCUCUGACCCCCAGCCAGCUUCCUUGGCUCGCCCAGCUGGCUGCGUCGUCCUGCGGAGAGGGGGUGGUGGUUUUGGGGGAGCAAUUGGGGUCUUUGGCUCAAGGCCUUCAGCAGAUGUUUAGCAAGUUGAUGGAGGGAAGGUUCGAAAACACCAACUACAUUGUAGUCAUUGUGACUGCGUCCGGCCACGAAACGCAGUCUUGCGUGGUCGUCACAGGUAAACACCAGUGUCGCUCAUUGGCCGAGAAUAUGUUUUCUCCCAAUGAGGGCUUGAGAGAAAUCAACCACCAGCUUUCCUCAGGUGAAGCCCAGGAGCUCAUUCAGUUCUGCAGCUCCCUUGGACAAGAUGGUGAUAUGGAUUCCCUCCUGGACAGCGCAACCUUGGACAGCAGCGAACCUUCUCCCUUAUCCAGCAGUCAGGAAUCAACAGAGGAAAAGAGUGUGAAAAACACACCCAGUCCAAAAGACUCACACAGUCCUAAAGAGAGAGCUCUGACUCCGAAGGAAACAUGUUCAGAGUACUCUGUGGAGUGGCGUGAUAUUCGGCCCAUCCAGUUGGCAGUAGCAAGAAAACUGCUGUCUCAUGUUUGCGCCAUAGCAGACUCCAGUACACAGAACCUGGACCUUGUGUCCUUUGACAGGGUCAGCUUCCUCAUCCUGGUCCCUCCCUCUGAAGUCACAUUUCAACAGACUGUACUCCACCUGUGGAGUUCUGGGGUUCUUCAGGAACUCGGAAGUGUGGAACAAGAGUGCGUGUCUCAGAGGGAAGCUGAGCGCUAUGUGGUCAAGAUGGAUCAAGGCGCUCAAGUGCGAGUCGACAGUCUCAUUCAGGAAGCACACAGCAACUCAUACACGCUUUACAUCCUGGUCCAUGACCAUGCCCACUGGGAUAUCAGCAGCGCCUCAUACUGCAACACAGAGUCUGAUCUGGGCCUCGUGGACCAGCUACUGAAUUCCAGACAAGUCAGAGAUGCUCCAAACAUCCUGAUCCUCCAUGUUACAUCUUUCCCAUUUGCUCUGCAGACACAAUAUACGCGCAUCAGUCCCUACAACGAGAUCCACUGGCCCUCUUCUUUUAGUAAUGAUGUGGACCUGUACCAUGAGAGAACGCGCUACUUUGGCGUAUCAGAGCUUUUAGAGUCGACACGAUCAGGAAGCACCCUGCCUCUGAUGCGAUGUGAUUCGUCUUUUGAGAGCAUGGCAUCUGCACUGGAGGAAAGGUUUCCAAAACUGCACAGCGCUGUAAUCCGAACCACAGUUCUGAUCCACCACUACUGCACAGCACUGAUGGCUGUUUCCGGAAGAAUCGGAGGCUCGCACAAUCUCCACAAGCACACAUCUGUGGAGACUUUAGCCAUCGUGCAGGCCCUGCUCAGUGCCGCCCAGCAAUGCCCCGCUCAUCAUGGUCACAUGAUCCUGCUGCGCAUCCCCUCGCUGGCGCUGGCAGCGUGGGCACAUCGGCGGCUGUCUCGGGUGAGGAGACAGCUGGGACUGGAAGAGAGAUUCGAGAUCAUACUUGGAAAUCCGAGCCAGCCGCUGAAUAUUGGACAUAGCUUUAUUGAUCAAAUUAAGCUGUGGCUAAAAAUCCAAGAAGCUGAUUGGGUUCCUCGUACCUAUCUGGAGCUCGAGGCGCUUCCCUGCAUUUUGAUCCUGUCUGGAGCUGAACCUCAAGGAGAAUCACUUCCUAGGUCACUGAAAUACUGUGACCUUCGAGUGAUAAGCUGCUCCUAUCUGCAACGUACCACUAUCGAACAAGAAUUGGGACUGGCGGCGUACCUGCUGAAGACGGAGUCUCGUUCACCGCACAACCCAGGGCCGGCGAGUGAUGUGCUAGAGAGUGAUGCGGAAAAACUCAGCAGCACCGACAAUGAGGAAGAAGAGGGCCAGGAAAACGAAAGUUCCCCCGCCUCCUCCAACCAGCCACUCCAGUCCAGCCCAGAUGUUGGCACGUCAGACCCGUUCCCUACUCAGAGCAGCUCAUCUACAUCUCCGAAUGCCCCAAAGAGCACAAUGGACACCACCCCGUCUCCCUCAAAGGCUCAACUCGCUCCCCAAACCUCUUCUCAGUCCUUUUUAUACCCUCAAACCUCACUUCUCCACCCAAGCCAGUCUCUGGCCCAGACUUAUUCCCUGGUCCAGCCAAUUUUCCAUCCACAGAUUUCAUUAGUGCCUACAAGCGCCCAACCUUACUUCCAAACACUCCCACUGCACCACAUAACCCAUCCGCAACCGCCACAGCAGCCAGUUCCGGUCCGGCCUCGUCGUCACCCCUCCAAAUCCACGUCUUCUAGCUCCUCGUCGCCGCGAGCCUCCUCACCUCAUUUGACUUGCUCUUGGGCGAGGGGAGUAAGUCGCCCGCCCUCGGUGCUUCUUCCUCGUGCGCUUUAUGACAUCAUCACAGCCAACGACGGCAGUGGCCUACCACGGUGUACCUCGUUCCUGCCGCACAUGUCUGUGGCGUGGGCCAGUAGUUUCAGGCCUUUGCUGAGUAAGAUGAUGACAUGCACAGAACAGUCGCUCUACUACCGCCAGUGGACGGUCCCGCGCGCUUACCACAUGGACAGCAACAAUCGCACUGAAGGACGCAGCGACAACUUUCACCCUCGCAGGCUACUCCUCAGCGGACCUCCACAGGUGGGCAAGACAGGUGCAUAUCUGCAUUUCCUGGGUAUUCUGUCUCGGAUGCUGAUCAGGCUGAUGGAAGUAGAUAUCUACAAUGAAGACGAAAUCAACUUUAACAUCCAAGCAGAUGAGGUUAAAUACAAGCCACCUAACGCCUUGUGGCCGGACCCCGACGUUAUGAAGACUUUACCCUUUGACUAUACGGUGCAUGACCCCAAAUAUGACGACAUCAGUUUAGUCUACUGCCCUGGAUAUAAGCCAGCUUCGGAUGGCAACCCUGCACACCAGGAGGACGUGUGUCUCAGGAGGCGCACAACCAGGAUCAAACUGUCAAAGUAUGCUGCAUUUAACACUUACCAUCAUUGUGAGCAGUGUCAUCUGUACUUGGGCUUCAACCCCAGAUACCAGAUGUACGAGUCUACACUUCAUGCAUUUACGUUCACUCAUCUGCUGCUCGGUGAAGAGAUCCAGCUCUAUUUUAUCAUCCCCAAGUCCAAAGAGCACUACUUUAGCUUUAACCAACCUGGAGGCCAACUGGAGGGUAUGCGGCUGCCGCUCGCCGCCGACCGGAGCCCAGACUGCAUCAAGAGUCCCAUCUUCACUCCAACCACUGGGCGCCAUGAGCACGGUCUCUUCAACUUGUACCACGCGAUGGACGGUGCUUCACAUCUUCAUAUCCUGGUGGUCAAAGAGUACGAAAUGGCAGUCUAUAAGAAGUACUGGCCCAAUCACAUCCUGCUGGUGCUGCCUCCUGUCUUCAAUGGAGCUGGAAUUGGAGCUGCUCACUUUCUAAUUAAAGAGCUCUCGUACCACAAUCUGGAGCUGGAGCGCAGCCGUCGGCAGGAGGGCAGUGGCCCCACAGGUGACGUCUGGCCCUUCAUUAUUCUGGCGGACGACUCGUGCGUGAUGUGGAACGUGAUCGACUUCGACGCACGCAAUGGGCCAGUAGAACACAGCGCAUCACUGAAACACGUGCUACAGCACAUGGAAGGCUGUCCGGACCUGACCCACUACGGCCUGUGUGGAAUUAGGAAGUGGAGCGGUCGUGUACUCACAGAUCCUAACGAGAGGGAACCUUUCUCCAGAGGUCACCUCCACGACUUCCUCCUUCUCAACGUGGACCGGAGUCAGAAUGUCCAGUACGACCAGAACCGCUUCACUUGUCACGACGUCGACUUCACCCUGCGGCUGCACAGCGCCGGACUGCUUGUCUGCCGUUUUAACAACUUCAGCGUGAUGAAGAAACAGAUCGCCAUCGGAGGAUAUAGGACAUUUAUCAUCAAGACAAAGAUGACAGACGUUCCUACCUCGGUGGGGCCCUCUCAGUAUGUCUGCGCCCCCGACAGCAAGCACCUUUUCCUGGCUACCCCGGCUCAACUCCUCCUGGAAAAAUACCUCCAACACACCAGCCACAAGCUUUUUCCUCUUAGUACCAAGAACUACGAACAUCCGGUCCUGUCCGUCGACUGUUACAUCAAUCUUGGUCCCGAGGUGACCGUGUGUUUUGUGAGUUCAAGACCUCACUCCGUCAACAUCUGCACCACAGGCCUGCUCUUCAGCGGCCUUCUCCUCUGUUUUGCUGACGCCUUCGUGACACCCAGCUUCCUCAAGAAGUUCACCUUCCUCAAAGGCGCGACUCUGUGCGUUAUCAGCGCAGAUCGCAGCGCUUUGAGGCAGACGGUCGGCAGGCUGGAGCUGGAAGAGGAAUGGCGGUUCCGGCUCAGCGACGAAUUCCAGACGGCAAAUGCCAAGGAAGACCGACCCCUCUUCUUUCUGACGGGAAAACAUAUAUAA